Molecule: messenger RNA, 2537 nt
Organism: Mercenaria mercenaria
Lineage: Eukaryota; Metazoa; Mollusca; Bivalvia; Venerida; Veneridae
Product: ATP-dependent RNA helicase me31b-like
Exons: 11
Coding region: 387-1742 (451 amino acids)
Biological process (GO): cytoplasmic stress granule assembly; P-body assembly
Cellular component (GO): cytoplasmic stress granule; P-body
Molecular function (GO): mRNA binding; RNA helicase activity; ATP binding
Source: RefSeq, a predicted model, not a curated record
AUGACUGUAAUAAAAAUAUUUGUAUUAGUUAUGAUUAAAUGAAAACUUCAUUGUUUGUUUUUGAUUUUCGAAGCGCCCCCAAACGGUACGAGACGUCUACUUCUAAAGUUGACAUUUGAUUAACCUCAGUUUUUAUACUUCACCAGAUAUAUUGAUUGUUCAAAUUGACAACAGAUGUUGGAUCUACACAUAUCAGACAAACAGUAAAAUUCUUCCAAAAUUGACUGUGUUCAGAGAGUUAAUUGACAGUGUGUGUGUUUGUGUGUGUCGGACUGACUUUGAGAUACAGUGCUGUUUCGUGGAGAAGCAUUUGACUGCAGCGAACUGUGAAGUGGUAGUGUGUUAGGUGUGCAGCUGUGCUGCUGUAAGCAGAGUGAACAGUUACCAUGGCUUCAUUGAAGAUGGAUAAUGCUGUCAACCAUUCUAGUCCAGGGAUGAAUGAUCUCAAGGGAGAAAAUAAUGAUCAAGGUUGGAAGACAAAGUUAAAAGUCCCACCAAAGGACACCAGGAUCAAAACUACAGAUGUUACAAAUACCAAAGGAAAUGAGUUUGAGGACUUUUGUCUAAAGCGAGACUUGCUGAUGGGAAUCUUUGAAAAAGGAUGGGAGUCACCAUCACCUAUACAGGAAGCCAGUAUACCAAUAGCACUGACAGGCAGGGAUAUUUUGGCUCGAGCCAAGAACGGCACAGGAAAGACGGGGGCUUAUGCAAUACCAAUACUGGAGCGGGUUGAUAAUAGUAAAGAUGAAGUACAAGCUAUGUGUGUAGUCCCUACAAGAGAAUUGGCAUUACAGACUAGUCAGAUUCUGAUAGAACUUUCCAAACAUAUUGGGGCCAAAGUUAUGGUAACCACCGGUGGAACAAAUUUAAAAGAUGACAUUAUGCGACUAUAUGAGCCUGUACAUGUUAUAGUAGCAACACCAGGUAGAAUACUUGAUUUAAUGAAUAAAAACCUGGUCAAGAUAAGUAAAUGUGGCAUCCUAGUGUUAGAUGAGGCCGAUAAAUUGUUAUCUCAGGAUUUUAAAGGAAUGUUAGAUAGUAUCAUUAGCCAUCUUCCAAAUGACAGACAGAUCUUGUUGUACUCUGCUACAUUUCCUCUCUCAGUCGAACAGUUCAUGAAAAGGUACCUUCACAGUCCGUAUGAGAUUAACCUGAUGGACGAGUUGACGCUGAAAGGUGUUACACAGUACUAUGCUUUUGUGCAAGAAAAACAGAAAGUACAUUGUUUAAAUACACUGUUCUCAAAGUUGCAAAUAAACCAGUCUAUUAUAUUCUGCAACUCUACUCAGCGUGUUGAGCUUCUUGCCAAAAAGAUAACGGAGUUAGGGUAUUCGUGUUUCUAUAUCCACGCUAGAAUGAACCAGCAGCAUAGGAAUAGAGUGUUCCAUGACUUCAGACAGGGACUGUGCAGAAAUCUUGUCUGCUCAGAUUUGUUUACCAGAGGUAUAGAUAUCCAAGCAGUAAAUGUUGUGAUCAAUUUCGACUUCCCGAAGCAUGCAGAGACAUAUCUCCAUAGGAUUGGUAGAUCUGGAAGAUACGGUCACCUUGGUGUAGCCAUCAACCUCAUUACAUAUGACGACAGAUUUUCACUACACAAGAUAGAGAGUGAACUUGGUACUGAGAUUAAACCCAUACCUAAAAACAUUGACAAAGCUCUCUAUGUUGCUGAGUAUCAUACAGAACCAGACAUGGAUGACGAUGACCACCCUCAAAAAACAGCUAAUGGUGCACCCAAAGGCUAAGCAGCACAGUCUUGGGGAUCUUUCGACUGAAGUCCCGAGGUUGAUAACAACUAUCUGUUCUGUUUAGUGCUAGAUAAUGGAAGUAUUUUUGUGUGAAUGUGUGUAAAAAUAGUGUACAUACAGCAGCGGGUCAAAGGAUUUCUGAAUUGGUGCACAUUUCAGGAAGAAAUUUUUACACCUGUUCUGUGAUGGAGAAGUCACCAAAUGUACUAAAUUUUGAACUCUCAAACUUCAAAAGAAUAAUUUUUCUGUUGUAAUGCAAAAGAGCUCAAAACAAAUGUGAAGUCGGGUUGCCAAAAUUUUGUAUAAGUGAAAGGUUUUAAUAUAUCUGUACUUCUGUUUUGUAAAUUGUUAGUUUUUGUAAUGGCAAUGAAAAAGAACAUUUUUAAUUUUGAAGAACUUGUUUUAGAGUUUUUGAAGAAGAAAAAUAGUUGAAGAUCAAAAAUAUACUUCUGUCUGUCUACUGUAACAUGUGGGUCUAAGAAAAGCAAACUUUUUGUUAAGAGUGUCCCACAUUUAGCAAUGUAAGUUAUUUAAUACUGGAACCAUAUGGAAUGGUGAAUGUUUCACUCUUUUUAUAUUAUAAUACAUGUUUCUGGUUCCAUCCAGGUGCCCGUCCAUUCCUGAAGCAAUGCUGGAGGGUUACCUAGGGUUUUCCUCCUCCAUCAAAAGCUGGAAAAGUCACCAUAUGGCUCAGUUGUCAACAUGACACUACAGCCAACAAAAACAAUGAACAGGUUUUGUGUAAUUCAGUAUGGUGUAAAAGGUGGGGGGGGGGGGGGGGGGGAAUCUACA